CCCCGCUGGCACAUCCGCGCGCCCUCCGCCCAACCCGGUCUGACUCUGCAAACAAACCUCCCCUCGUCCACGACAUCCAGCGCCCAGCACACGCCCAACGACGCCGCCACCACGGACGGAACGGGGAACGACUCGCUAUCGGCCACGGCGCCGAUCGCGAUCCAGAACGGCAGCUACUUGCGGACGGCGUGGUCCUCAGCAAGCCUGUCCGGCUCGCUGUCGCCCGGCUCGCUGAUCCUGUCGCCUGCCCUCAACGCCCUCGGCGACAUCACGCCGCUGCCCUCGCCGCUGGUGAUGGGUGACGGCUCGCCCGGUCCAUGGCAGCGGGCGGUUCCCCGUCCGCGCUCGCGGGGCGCAUCCGGCUCCUUUCGCGACGACUCCUUCCUCCACUUCAGCAGGGGCGCCCUGUCGCCCUCGCCCUCGCUCAAGAAGAAAGGCUACCAGGGGCUGAGGAACCCUUCCACCAGCGAGGCUUCGGGGGCGAGCCUGCAGCCACACUUCAACAGCGAGGCAACCCGCGAGAGGAACCGCAGCAUCAGCGACUACAUGCCCGACCCGACGCACAACGUCCGCCCCCGCCAUGUCACCAUUGGCGCUGCAGCAAUCGAGGCCGACGCCAACACGCAGCAGCUCCUGCGCCGCGAGGAGUAUCUGGCCGCCCAGCGAGGCCUCGUUCCUGCCAAACUCCCUGCCGGCCUCCCGACCCCACCCGCGAGCAACGCUAGUAAUCGGAGCGUGACGGAGAGCGAGGGAGAGGAAAUCGCUGAAGACAGCAAGAUCCGGUACAUCGCAGUGCGCUACGGACAGCAGAAGACGAAGAAACUGUGGCGCCCGGUGCGCCAGCUCGGUCAAGGCACCUUUAGCAAAGUCUACUUGGCCACGUGCGAGAGGACGGCAGCCAAAGAUCCGCUCAACGAGAAGACCCUGGACCCGCGCAAACUGGUUGCCAUCAAAGUCAUCGAGCAUGGUCCUGCGGGUGGCGCUGACGAGGAGCGCGUAGAGCUAAGCCUCAAGCGUGAAGUCGAGAUGCUAAGAUCAGUCUCACAUCCGUCGCUCGUACACCUCCAGGCUUUCGACCACGACGAGGCCCAAGCUCUCAUCGUCCUUACGUACUGCCCUGGUGGUGAUCUGUUUGAUGUUGCCAGCGACCAUCGAGACAUACUGACCGUCGACAUCGUCCAACGCAUCUUCGCUGAGAUGGUCAGCGCUGUGCGAUAUCUCCAUAACCAGCUCAUUGUCCACCGCGACAUAAAGCUAGAAAACGUUCUUCUUAAUGUCCCGGCUUCUGCCGUGCCCCAUCUCCAGAACCCACAGUGUCACCCGUAUCCCAUAGCGACUCUCACAGACCUGGGUCUCUCGCGUCGCAUCCCUGCGCCGCCCGAGUCUCCUCUAUUGACUACGAGAUGCGGUAGUGAAGACUAUGCUGCCCCGGAAAUUCUGCUUGGCCAACCAUAUGACGGACGCUCUACUGACGCUUGGGCGCUUGGUGUCCUGCUAUACGCCUUAAUGGAAGGACGCUUACCCUUUGAUCCUCUGCCAGGAAAAGCUGCAUCCCGCAGCAGAGCUGCUCACCGCAUUGCCAGGUGCGAUUGGUCGUGGGUGAAUUUCGGCGACGAAGACGGCGAGUGGGACGCGCAGAAGGGAGAGGAAUGGACUGGCGCACGGGAAUGCGUUGAGGGCCUGCUAAAGAAGGUCUCGCGCGGUCGCAAGAGUCUUGAAGAUGUUGAAAACAUGACGUGGGUGCAACAGGGCAUUCAGGUUGAAGGCGGUCUUCGGAGAACGGUGGAGGACGAGGCUUCCGACGAG
This is a messenger RNA of Dothidotthia symphoricarpi CBS 119687, 1806 nucleotides long. Its product is annotated as kinase-like protein. Gene Ontology annotation, cellular component: cell cortex. The annotation marks the transcript as partial. Gene Ontology annotation, biological process: intracellular signal transduction; protein phosphorylation. The transcript is spliced from 2 exons. NCBI's taxonomy places the organism in Eukaryota, Fungi, Ascomycota, Dothideomycetes, Pleosporales, Dothidotthiaceae. The record is from RefSeq and is a predicted model, not a curated record. Gene Ontology annotation, molecular function: ATP binding; protein serine/threonine kinase activity.